CCAGGUUUGACCCAUACACUCCCGGCAGCGCCGACGGGGAUGAAGAGGACGAUGCGUACAGCGAUGACGGUGUGGAAUACGGAGACGAUGAAGGUUACGACGAUGAGUCUGUCGGAUGGGAUGGGGGGAUGUCCAACACGUGGAGGUAGGUGCUCAGUGCGACGGAAGUCUCGAAUGCGAGAAGUGUGUCAAUGUCUAGGAGGACGGCGUUAGAUGCUCCCAUGCCAGUGUCUAUCAAGCAGACCAGACUGACAACACGAUCGCCUGCAAGACGAUCCUCCCAUCUACCCACGCGCAUACCGUUACCACAGACUCAGUCGUACUGCGGAGGACGAAGAAGCAUAAGCGUUAAAACGUUGACGUCUCACUUUGGUACGUCUCAUCAAUCUCCACGCGAGGAUAUCCAUGCUUACUUCUGUUGUAGCCCGCGCACUCUGUUCACGGCGUUGCCCACGGGUCCUUGACAGCUCGAAAAAUUCAAUCUCUAUCACCACGCCAUUCCAUCCUCAUCCCGCGGACCACUGGCUCUCGCGAUGCGUUCUAUA
Messenger RNA from Fomitopsis serialis, 545 nucleotides. RefSeq lists its product as uncharacterized. The coding region runs from base 192 to 464 and encodes 90 amino acids. The transcript has 2 exons. The record is from RefSeq and is a predicted model, not a curated record. NCBI's taxonomy places the organism in Eukaryota, Fungi, Basidiomycota, Agaricomycetes, Polyporales, Fomitopsidaceae.